This is a messenger RNA of Solanum verrucosum, 3288 nucleotides long. Its product is annotated as LRR receptor-like serine/threonine-protein kinase EFR. Bases 106 to 3117 code for a protein of 1003 amino acids. NCBI's taxonomy places the organism in Eukaryota, Viridiplantae, Streptophyta, Magnoliopsida, Solanales, Solanaceae. Gene Ontology annotation, molecular function: protein binding; protein kinase activity; ATP binding. Gene Ontology annotation, biological process: protein phosphorylation. The record is from RefSeq and is a predicted model, not a curated record. The transcript has 2 exons.
UCUUUCCUUUCCAAGAAUUGGACAUCAAAUACUUCAUUUUGCUCAUGGUUUGGUAUCACUUGUAAUCCAAAAAACCAAAGAGUCAUAGCUUUAAAUCUCCCAAACAUGAAUCUUCAAGGCAAAAUUUCACCAUCAAUAGCUAACUUAUCCUUUCUUACUAUACUUAACUUUAGUAACAACAUUUUUCAAGGCACUCUUCCUUAUGAACUUGGAAAUUUGCCUCUUUUGGAAGUCAUUGAUGUUCAUAACAAUCAACUAGAAGGAACUCUUCAUCCUUUUGUUGGUAACAUUACAAAGUUAGAGAGAUUGAGGUUAGAUGGAAAUAGAUUUAGUGGUAAAAUUCCAUCUGAGAUUGGGAAUCUAAGCCAACUUGUUGAGUUAGAUUUGUCACAUAAUCAGUUUUCAGGUUCAAUCCCUGGAUUGAUCUUCAGCAUGUCAUCGUUACGUGCUGUGUAUUUGGUUAACAAUAGUCUUUCUGGUUCAUUCUUGGUUGAUGAAAUAAAGGGUAUGAUGAAUCUUGAAGUUAUAGACCUUAGUUAUAAUCGAAUCAUCGGUGAGAUUCCUUCAAGACUUUGUCACUUCAGUAAGCUAAGAACUCUUGUUCUGUCUUACAACAAUUUAACAGGUCAAAUUCCGAGAAAUAUUGGUUGUUUAUCAAGGCUUGAGAGUUUUUAUAUAACUCAGAAUGCAAUAAGUGGUACAAUUCCACUUUCAUUGAGUAAUAUUUCCACUUUUCAAUUUCUUGGUUGUGUGAACAACCAUAUAAGUGGUACAAUUCCUCAAGAACUUGGAAAUUUACCAAACUUGAAGAUGUUGGGAUUUGAUUUCAAUAAUCUUACUGGUGUAAUACCAGAAUCUAUCUUCAAUAUAUCUUCUUUGGAGUACAUUGCUUUCAGUGAUAACAAUCUCUCAGGGCGAAUUCCAACCACUCUUGGACUUAAACUUCCAAACCUUAAAGGAAUUUUCUUGCCAGAUAAUCAACUUGAAGGACAAAUCCCAAUGUAUAUCACAAAUGCUUCUAACCUUAUUGAGCUAGAGCUGUCCUAUAACUUGUUCACAGGCAUAGUUCCAAGUGAUUUGGGAAAUCUACGCCAGCUCGAGUUCUUGAAUCUUGGUGGUAAUCAGCUUACAAAUGAACUAGGACAAGAAGAGCUUGGAUUCUUGAACUCUUUGGUGGAUUGUAGGAGGCUGCAGUUUCUGAUAUUGGCUAACAACCCCUUGAAUGGCGUCUUGCCUGAUUCGGUUAGUAAUCUUUCGUCUACUAUUGAAAUGUUUAACAUAGAGAAUGGUCAGAUAAAUGGACAAAUUCCAAGAGGAGUAGGCAAUAUAAGCAGCAUGUUAUCGCUAGUCUUGAACGGUAACCGAUUGACAGGAACCAUUCCACCAGAGAUUGGUGAGCUAAAGCAACUUCAGAGGCUUUAUCUAAGCAAAAACAAGCUACAAGGUUCAAUUCCAGAGGAAAUAUGUGACUUGGUAAACUUGGGAGAUGCAUUUCUACACGAAAACGAGCUCUCUGGGGCUAUUCCAAGUUGCAUUGGAAAACUCACUAGACUGCAAAGGCUUUCAUUUGGCUUCAAUAAGUUCACCUCAAGCCUACCUUCAAGUCUAUGGGAAAUGGAUAGCCUGAUUUUUCUAAACGUGACGCGAAAUUCAAUACAAGGGGAACUUCCUAUUGACAUUGGAAAAUUGAAAUCUAUUGAAGGUAUAGAUUUUUCAAGCAACCAACUUUCCGGUGUGAUUCCAAGUACAUUCGGAGACCUCAUAGGCCUGAGUUAUCUUUCACUCUCAAACAACUCGUUACGGAGUGCAAUUCCUUCAUCAUUUGGCAGUUUGUUAAGUUUGGAGUUCUUGGAUUUAUCUUCAAAUGAGUUAUCAGGAAACAUCCCAAAGUCCUUAGAAAAACUUCAGUUCCUUAAAGAAAUCAAUCUUUCCUACAACCAUUUAGAAGGUGAAAUACCUACUAGUGGUGUGUUUGCAAACUCUUCUUCUCAAUAUUUUGUUGGAAAUAGAGGUUUAUGUGGAAAACCUAUAUCAGAAGUUUCUCAAUGUGCUACGAAACGAUCAAAGUCUAGAAAACAUGUGCUAGUAGUUGUCAUUCCUGUGAUUGCAUCAAUUUUCCUCAUAUUUGUUGUUCUGUUCGUAUGGAUUAAGCGAAGAUCAAGAAGAACAAAACUUCAAGACCAUGAUCAAGAGUUAACAGAAAUCACAACACACCAGUUGAUCACAUACCGUGAACUUCAACAAGCAACGGAUAGUUUCAGUGGCUCUAACAUGAUUGGUUCAGGAGGUUCUGGUUCUGUUUACAAGGGCAUAUUGGCUAACGGAACAAUGGUCGCGAUAAAGGUUCUAAAUAUGCAAAAUGAGGAAGGAUGCAAGAGGUUUGAUACCGAAUGUGAAGUGAUGAGAAGCAUUAAACAUAGAAAUCUUGUCAAGGUGAUCACUACAUGUUCCAAUCAAUACGUUAGAGCCAUCGUUCUCGAGUAUAUGCCAAAUGGAAGCCUUGAAAGUUGGUUGUAUAAUAAGGAACAUCAAGUCUUAGACAUGUUUCAAAGAGUUAGCAUAAUGCUUGAUGUUGCAAUGGCAUUGGAAUAUCUUCACUAUGGUUAUGAUACACCUAUAGUCCAUUGUGACUUGAAGCCUCAAAAUGUUUUAUUAGAUGCUGACUUGGUGGCACAUGUUGGUGAUUUUGGCAUUUCAAAGAUUUUAGGUGAAAACAACUCCAUGGCACAAACUAACACAUUGGGUACUAUUGGCUACAUUGCACCAGAAUAUGGCUCAGAGGGAAUAGUGUCCACGAGUGGUGAUGCUUAUAGUUAUGGUAUAAUGUUAAUAGAGAUAUUGACAAGAAGCAGACCAACAAAUGAGUUUUUCAAUGAAAACAUGAACUUGAGGCAAUGGGUCAGUGAAUCAUUUCCAAGUUCUUUGAAGACAGUUGUUGAUGAAAAUAUUUUAUUUGGAGAAAAUGAGAUUUUCAUAUUUAGUAUGAUGGAGUUGGCUUUGGAAUGCACAAAAGAAAGACAAGAAGAGAGGGUAAAUAUGAAAGAUGUAGUGAAUAGACUUGGUAAAACUAAAGAGGACCUCUUCUUGGAAACAAAGAAGAAAAAAUCUUAUGAGUAAAAUUUUAUUUAUUUUUAGUUUAUGGUUUAGUUAUUCUUUAGGGAAAGUUACAUAUCUGAUCGCUUGAUCAAAAAUAUUUGUACUUACUAGCUACUUGUUAUUCAAUAUAUGUAUAUUGUAUACACUAAUUAUACAUAUAUCAUAUAUUUAUCGGCUAUCUUUUUCUGCGGA